Python bivittatus (Burmese python) is the source of this 2688-nucleotide messenger RNA. It is a transcript of the gene HSD17B4, whose product is annotated as hydroxysteroid 17-beta dehydrogenase 4. Gene Ontology annotation, molecular function: oxidoreductase activity. The record is from RefSeq and is a predicted model, not a curated record. NCBI's taxonomy places the organism in Eukaryota, Metazoa, Chordata, Lepidosauria, Squamata, Pythonidae.
CCUUUGCCCAGCUUUUGCCCAUUUAGGCUCUGCGUCCGUAGGACUCCUUGAAGGGUUGUUUUGCAUUGAUCGGGAGCAGAAUGUCUUCUCCGCUGAGGUUUGACGGGCGGGUGGUUCUGGUGACCGGUGCUGGGGGAGGACUGGGUAGAACGUAUGCGUUGGCUUUUGCUGAAAGAGGAGCUUCUGUGGUUGUGAAUGAUCUUGGAGGUGACAUCAAGGGACACGGAAAGAGUUCUUCAGCUGCUGACAAAGUUGUUCAAGAAAUACGAGCCAAAGGUGGAAAAGCAGUAGCUAAUUAUGAUUCAGUAGAAGCUGGUGAGAAGCUUGUGCAAACCGCUCUGGAUGCUUUUGGGAAAAUAGAUAUUCUGAUCAAUAAUGCUGGGAUCUUGAGGGACCGUUCAUUUGCUAGGAUCAGUGACGAAGACUGGGAUAUAAUUCACAAAGUUCAUUUGAGGGGGUCCUUCCUGGUAACCCGAGCUGCAUGGAACCAUAUGAAAAAUCAGAAAUUUGGAAGAAUAAUCAUGACUUCCUCAGCUGCUGGAAUAUAUGGCAACUUUGGUCAGGCUAAUUACAGUGCUGCCAAACUUGGCCUUUUGGGUCUGGCAAACACACUUGCAGUUGAAGGCAAGAAGUACAACAUCCACUGUAAUACAAUUGCUCCCACAGCAGGCUCCAGGUUGACACAGACUGUGAUGCCCCCAGAUAUGGUGGAUGCCUUGAAACCAGAAUAUGUGGCUCCUCUUGUCCUUUGGCUUUGUCAUGAAAGGUGUCAAGAGAACAGUGGAUUGUUUGAGGUUGGAGCUGGCUGGGUUGGAAAAUUACGCUGGGAGCGAUCUCUGGGAGCCAUUGUCAGGCAGAAGAACCAUCUCGUGACACCAGAAGCUGUGGAACUUAAUUGGGAAAAGAUUUGUAAUUUUGAUAAUGCCCAGAAACCUCAAAAUAUCCAAGAAUCUCUUGUUAUGCUGAAUGAUGUGCUGAGUCAAAUAGAAUCUCAGAAUAUCUCCCCAAGUCCUACGAGCCACAGUGUACCCACGUCCUCUGCAGGCAUUGACCCUGCAAAAUGCGUUGGCCAUAAGCUCCCUGGGUUUGUAUAUGAAUAUACUCAUUUGCAGCCCAUCUUGUAUGCGCUUGGAGUGGGUAUGUCCACCAAGGAUCCAGACCACCUGAAAUUCCUAUUUGAAGGAAGUGAAGAGUUUUGCUGCCUUCCUACUUUUGCAGUGAUACCAGCUCAAUCUUCCAUGUUUGAGGGUGGCAUAUCCAGUAUUCCAGGACUCAGCAUUGAUGUAACAAGAAUCUUACAUGGUGAACAGUAUUUGGAGCUGUACAAGCCACUUCCUACAUCAGGAAAGCUAACUUCUGAAGCCGUGAUUGCUGACAUUCUUGAUAAAGGCUCAGGAGCUCUUAUACUCUUAGAUGUAUACACAUACUCUGGGAAGGAUCUUCUGUGCUAUAAUCAGUUCUCUAUCUUUGUUGUUGGAGCUGGAGGUUUUGGUGGAAAGCGAUCAUCUGAGAAGGCCAAGGUUACAGUGAACACCCCCAACAGGCCACCAGAUGUUGUAGCCACUGAUGUCACUACAGCAGAUCAGGCUGCCUUGUAUCGGCUUAGUGGUGAUUGGAAUCCCUUGCACAUUGAUCCUGGGUUUGCAGCCCUUGGAGGAUUUCAGAAGCCCAUAUUGCAUGGACUGUGUACUUUGGGAUUUGCUGCCAGACAUGUUUUAAAACACUUUGCUAAUAACGAUGUGACCAGAUUCAAGGCAAUUAAGAUUCGUUUUGCAAAACCAGUUUUCCCAGGACAAACCUUGCAAACAGAAAUGUGGAAGGAAGGAAAUAGAAUUCUUCUUCAAACCAAGGUCAAAGAGACUGGGAAUGUUGCAAUUGGAGGAGCAUAUGUGGAUCUGGUGUCAUCUUCUAUCCAGCCUUCAGCUAAGGAACCUUCAGCUAAGGCAACAGAGUUGCAGAGUGACCUUAUUUUUGAAGAAAUUGGUCGCCGUAUCAAAGAUAUUGGAAAUGAGCUGGGAAAGAAAAUAAAUGCUGUAUUUCAGUGGAACAUCACUAAGGAUGACAAGACCGCAGUGCAGUGGACCAUAGACUUAAAGAAUGGCUCUGGAGAGUUGUACCAAGGACCUGCCCGUGGAAAAGCUGAUACUGUUUUCACUAUAUCAGAUGAAGACUUUGUGAACUUAGUACUAGGCACCCUCAGUCCACAGAAGGCAUUCAUCUCUGGUAAACUAAAACUUAAAGGAAACAUCAUGCUGAGCCAGAAACUGGGGAUGAUAUUCCAACAGUAUGCAAAGCUGUGAAUUCCCUGCUGAAAUGAUUUGCCCUCUGAAGAAAAAAAGAAACAGUUUCAGCUAGGACAAAAAAGCAGCUGUUUCAUUUUUAGAACAACCUGAAAUGUUAUAUAAAUUCUGCAUUAGAUAAUUUCCAAUAGACUUUGUUGCUAUAAAUGCAAGUUGUCUUGAUUCUUGCAGAUGCAGACAGUUGAUUAUUAUUUCCUCUCUUUUAUUCUAUAUUCCAAGGCUUUGUACCAGCCUUCAGAUGAUGGAUUUAUUAUACAAUUCAUCUGGAGAGCCUUUUUGGGAGGCUUGAUUUGUGCCUCUUCCUUAUUCUUCUUUCAUUAAAAAUGCAAUUAAUAUAUUUCUAUGGAAAUCUAAAUAUAAUUAAAUAAACUUCCUUUGAUACUAACCU